Messenger RNA from Pongo pygmaeus (Bornean orangutan), 1413 nucleotides. RefSeq lists its product as uncharacterized. Bases 322 to 1140 code for a protein of 272 amino acids. The record is from RefSeq and is a predicted model, not a curated record. Lineage: Eukaryota; Metazoa; Chordata; Mammalia; Primates; Hominidae. The transcript has a single exon.
CCUGAAACUUCCUCAAGUCGGCCUCUCCAGGCACAGCUCCUGCCUAACAUUGGCCUCUUUAGGCACAGCUCAUGCCUUGGUGGCCUCUCCGGGCCCAGCUCCUGCAUCCCAGCAGCUUCUCUAGACUGAGAACUUUCUCAAUUCUGCCAUUCCAGGCCCAACUCGUGCCUUCCGUCAGCCUCUACAGGUUCAACCUCUGCCUCACAGCAGAUUUUCCCGGCCCAGCAUGUGCCUCACCGCAACCCCCUAGGCCAAGCUCCUGCCUUUCAGCAGCCUCUACAGGCCCCACUCCUACCUCAAUGGCCUCUCUAGGGCAAGCUUAUGCCUCACAGUGGCCAUUCUGGCCCAGCUUUUGCCUUUUGGCAGCAUCUCCAGACCCAGAACUUCCUCAAGUGGGCCUCUCCAGGCCCAGCUCUUCCUCCCGGCGGCCUCUGCAGGCCCAGACUGUUGUCAAGUCGGCCUGUCCAGGGUCAGCUCCUGCCUCCCGGCAGCCUCUGCAGGCCCAAGUCGUCCUCAAGUCGGCCUCCCCAGGCCCAGCUCCGGCCUCUCGGCGGCCUCUCCGGGUGCAAAAGUUCCUCGAGUCAGCCUCUCCAGGCCCAGCUCCUCCUGCCUCCCAGUGGCCUCUUUCAGCCCAGCCCAGCUCAUGCCUCCCGGCGUCCUUCCCAGGCCCCGCUUUUGACUUUCGGCGGCCUCUGCAGGCCCGAAUUUGACCUCCAGUCGGCCUCUCCAGGCCCGGCCUCCUGCCUCCCGAAGGCCUGCACAGGCCCAGCCUCUGCCUCACAGUGGACUCUCCACGCCCAGCUAGCUCUCGCCUCACUGCCGCCUCCCCAGUCCAAAGCUCCUGCCUCUCGGCCACUUCGGCAGGCCCAGCUCCCACCUGCCAGUGGCCUCUUCAGGCCCAUGGGGCUCAUUCCUCACAAUGGCCUUUCCAGGCUGUUUUUCCCUUCCGGUGGCCUCUCUGGGCCCGGAACCUCCUCAAGUUGGCCUCUCCAGACCCACUUGCAGCCUCCCGGCAUCUUCUCCGGGCCCAGCUCUUCCUCCCGGCUGCAUCUCCAGGCCAGAUUCCGGCCUCCCAACAACCUCUUUGGACUCAGCUCCCGCCCAGCUCCCAGCGGCCCUGGUAGGCCCACAACUUCCUGAAGCCAAGCUCCCCAGGCCCAGCUCAGGCCUCACGGUGGCCUCUCCAGGCUCAGCUCCUGCCCUCCGACGGCGUCUCCAGGCCCCAAACGGCCUCCGGUCCAUGGGCUCCUCUAGGCCCAGCUUGGGCCUCCCGGCGGCCUCUGCAGGCCCAAAUCGUCCUGAAGUCGGCCUCUCCAGGCCCAGCUCCGGCCUCCCGGUGGCCUCUCCAGGCGCAACGUGUCCUCAGCGAGGGCCCCUCCGGGGCCAGCUCCUGCCUCCCGUCAGCCUCUAGAG